AUGACGCUCCUCCACCCCCAGAGUCGGCCCCCUUCGCGACGGAUAUAUAUCUUGUCCCCCCUCCUUGGGUUUCUCUUUGUCUACCUCUUUUUCUAUAUCGAAACACCACUGCAUGUCUCCUCAACAAUCGCCACUACCUCGUCACAGGAACCGCCUUGUCCCCCACUUCCAGGGAUCGAGGAUGUCCUAGUAGUCCUAAAGACAGGCGUUACAGAAGCACUGGACAAAGUGCCGGUACAUUUCCAGACAACCCUCCGCUGCAUCCCCAACGCUGUUUUAUUCUCCGAUUACGACGAAGUGAUUGCCGGAGUCCCCGCGCAGGAUGUUUUACGCAGCGUCAAUGAAUCCAUCAAGCGCACCAACCCCGACUUCAAUCUCUACAACCGUCUGCGUGCAUCAGGGCGCAACGGACUCUCUCAAAACGAUGUCAGCCGUGUUCCAAACAGCCCCUUCGGCAUGCCCGACAACCCUGGAUGGAAGUUGGACAAGUGGAAAUUCCUCCCGAUGAUCGAUGAAGCGCUGCAGGUCCGCGACGACGCCAAGUGGUAUGUCUUUAUGGAGGCAGACACGUACUACAUCUGGCCGAAUCUGCUGCAAUGGUUGGCCCAACUUGACCCCGAUAGACCAUACUAUCUGGGCAACCAGAUGCAGAUUGCCGAUGUCAUCUUCGGACAUGGCGGGUCUGGGUUCGUUCUGUCGCGAGAAGCCAUGCACAGGGCAUCAAAACUGCGUGCAAGGGAUCUCGACGCGUGGGACCGCUUCACCAGCGAGCAAUGGGCGGGCGAUUGCGUCUUAGGAAAGCUACUUCAUGAUGCCGGAGCACCCUUGCUCUGGUCGUGGCCCAUGUUGCAGUCGAACACCCCGGCCGAGUUCGAUCACUUCGCUGACGGUUACUCCAGAAAGGCGUGGUGUUAUCCCCCUGUCGCAUAUCACCAUGUGACAGGAGACGAUAUCCGUGAGCUGGAUAAGUUCGAUCAGGGGUUUUUCCAGAAGAAGGAGGAGAACAGUGUCAUGUUGCAUGGCGAUGUGUUUCGCCAUCUUGUCCAGCCGCACCUCAUCCCCUUACAGGAUGACUGGGACAACUUCUCCGAGGAGGAACAAGUAGUCGGCAGCCUGACCGAGUGUAAAGCGCUCUGCAUCGGCAAGCCAGACUGUCUGCAGUAUUCCUUUUCAACCGACAAGUGUCGCACGUCAAAAGGGGUGAAGCGUGGAAUUGGUAGGACAGGAGUGACUUCGGGAUGGAUCACUGGUCGGAUUGAUGCUGUUGCACAAGAGCUGGGCUCGUGUGAAACUCCACGGUGGAUCACGCUAUGA
This is a messenger RNA of Aspergillus clavatus NRRL 1, 1314 nucleotides long. Its product is annotated as glycosyltransferase family 31 protein. Bases 1 to 1314 code for a protein of 437 amino acids. The record is from RefSeq and is a predicted model, not a curated record. NCBI's taxonomy places the organism in Eukaryota, Fungi, Ascomycota, Eurotiomycetes, Eurotiales, Aspergillaceae. Gene Ontology annotation, molecular function: glycosyltransferase activity. The transcript is spliced from 2 exons. Gene Ontology annotation, cellular component: membrane.